Durio zibethinus is the source of this 612-nucleotide messenger RNA. RefSeq lists its product as uncharacterized. The record is from RefSeq and is a predicted model, not a curated record. NCBI's taxonomy places the organism in Eukaryota, Viridiplantae, Streptophyta, Magnoliopsida, Malvales, Malvaceae.
AUGGAGGAAAUGUCAAAGACAUCAAUGGCCUCCAUCUCCACCUCCAGGGACAAAAACAUGGCUCUCGAUGAUCAAAAUGGUUUGCCCAUGUUGAAGAAAAGAAAGCGCUCUGCCGGAAUGCGCUUUCUCAAGGCUGUGCUUUACAUGUUGCAGUCGAAAUCAAGCAAAUCAAAAUCACAAUCCAUUCAGGUUAAUGUGGCUUCCAACUUCUCCUGGAAGGGGCUUGUAGGGUCAAUGCGUCCAAUGCAUUUACAAAGCAACCAAUCCCCACCCCCACCCAUCGAUGCCAAACCUGCAAUCAUGCCUGAGCUUGAGCCUAUAUCCGUUGGCGAACAAACAGAGGAACCUAUUACGCCGCCCUUGUCUCCAAUGACAUACUUCUCGCCUCAAUCCCCAUCCUCUUCCAUUUCAUCGACUUACGGCUCCGCGAAUGACCUGACCCAAUACGACUCACCUUCGAAUCAAGAAAUUCAUGUUAUAAAACUUUGCGAAGGAAUCACCGAACAGGAAUGCCGGUACGAUGAUGAGGCUGGCGACGAGAUGAUUGAUGCCAAGGCUGAAGAAUUCAUAGCUAAUUUCUACCAUCAAAUGAGGCUUCAAAACUUGAAUUGA